Molecule: messenger RNA, 2215 nt
Organism: Alexandromys fortis (reed vole)
Lineage: Eukaryota; Metazoa; Chordata; Mammalia; Rodentia; Cricetidae
Gene: Chordc1
Product: cysteine and histidine rich domain containing 1
Exons: 11
Coding region: 153-1151 (332 amino acids)
Biological process (GO): centrosome duplication
Molecular function (GO): zinc ion binding
Source: RefSeq, a predicted model, not a curated record
UUCUGCGCCUGUGCAACCCGAACGUUCGCGAAAAUUCCUGAAGCGGCACCGGCGGCUACCGGAAGCCAGCGCCGUCCUCUGCUUUAGUGCCGGCGACUGGCGUGGUGGUUUCCUCUCAGUCCCAGCCGGGUGGGUUUCACCUGGGAGACGGAAUGGCGCUUCUGUGUUACAACCGCGGCUGCGGCCAGCGUUUCGACCCGGAGACUAAUGCUGACGAUGCUUGCACGUAUCACCCAGGUGUACCUGUAUUUCAUGAUGCCCUGAAGGGUUGGUCCUGCUGUAAGAGAAGAACGACUGAUUUUUCUGACUUUUUAAGCAUUGUAGGAUGUACAAAAGGUAGGCAUAACAGUGAGAAGCCACCUGAACCAGUCAAGCCUGAAGUCAAGACUACAGAGAAGAAAGAGCUGUCUGAAUUAAAACCCAAAUUUCAGGAACACAUCAUUCAAGCCCCUAAACCAGUAGAAGCAAUAAAAAGGCCAAGCCCAGAUGAGCCAAUGACAAACUUGGAAUUAAAAAUAUCUGCUUCCCUAAAACAAGCACUUGAUAAGCUUAAACUGUCAUCAGGGAAUGAAGAAGAUAAGAAAGAAGAAGACAGUGAUGAAAUUAAGAUUGGGACUUCUUGUAAAAAUGGAGGGUGUUCAAAGACAUACCAGGGUCUACAGAGUCUAGACGAAGUCUGUGUGUAUCAUUCUGGAGUACCUAUUUUCCAUGAGGGGAUGAAAUAUUGGAGCUGUUGUAGAAGAAAAACCUCAGAUUUUAAUACAUUCUUAGCCCAGGAGGGCUGCACAAAAGGGAAACAUGUGUGGACUAAAAAAGAUGCGGGGAAGAAAGUUGUUCCAUGUAGACAUGACUGGCAUCAGACUGGCGGUGAAGUUACCAUCUCAGUGUAUGCUAAGAAUUCACUGCCAGAGCUCAGCCAGGUGGAGGCAAACAGUACACUGUUAAAUGUUCACAUUGUAUUUGAAGGAGAGAAGGAAUUUCAUCAAAAUGUGAAACUGUGGGGUGUGAUUGAUGUUAAACGGAGUUAUGUAACUAUGACUGCAACCAAGAUUGAGAUCACCAUGAGAAAGGCAGAGCCCAUGCAGUGGGCUAGUCUUGAACUGCCCACAGCCAAAAAGCAGGAGAAACAAAAAGAAGAAAUUGCUGAUUGAUUGGAAGAGAAGCAGAAAACUUUUGUCUGAUUUAGAGUUCUCAAUGUGUGUGGUGAAGUAGUAGCUUGCUGCUGUAACCUUUUUGUUGUUUUUUAAUCUGCCAUUUUAGGGUUAUCAUGAGUUUCUUUAAAGCCAAAGUCUCUUGAUUUUUUUGUGCCUCUAUCUUUCUUUUGAGUUCCAUAUUAAGACUCCAAGUCUCCUCAAUAAUAAAAACAUAGUUGUUACCCCACACACAAAGGGAGGAAAAAAACUCAUAAGUAUAAUUGUAGUAUUUCUUAGUAAAAAUUAUUAUAAGCAGAGAAAUAAAAGGAUUUUUUUUAUCCUUAUAUUACCGUUAGCCUUAGAACGGUAGAAAGGUGUAAUAUAAAAAAUUUAAUUGGCCUUUUCAUGAACUUUGUUACUGUAAUAAAGUUUUGUUUCCCCUAUGAGGUGGUUACUUCAGUAGUGCUAACCCUAAAGCAGUGUAGUCACUGUCUCUGUAGUGCUCACAGAAUUCGUUUGCAGUUCAUUUAAUUUCAGAAAGGUACACCAAUAUCUAUAGUUCUUGUCAAGCAAUAUAAUUUAAGACUAUAGGAAAUAAAAUUAAGUUUAUAGAAGCAUCAAUUUGGUUAAAAUUUAUCAUUUCAUAAGAGUAAGCAAUAAUGUUUUGAAAAUCUUUUUAAUUAUUUAAAGGUGUUUUUAUGAUAUUUUGAUUAAAUUUUAUUAAAUUUCUAGUCUAAAUCUCUUAGAGAUUAUCUCUGUCUCCCAGAUGAAAACUGUUUCUAUAAAAUUGUGACUGUGUAGCUUUGUUGAGAUGUGUUAAGGUAUGUGUGAGGCUUGAAUCUGGAAUGCCUCUGAGAGCUUGUUUUGAGUCCCCAAUUUACGGCUCUGUUUUGAAGGCUGUGGAACUUUUUGGAUGUUGGGCCUGGUUGGGUUCUCUAGGAGUGAGUCUUUAAGGAUUAUACACCCCUGCUGUCAGGGCAUGGAGCCACCUCUGUCCAGCACUCUCAGUGCUGCCUCCCAGCCAUUGUAUGUAAACUGUAUCCUCUGAAACUGCGAGCCAAAAUAAACCUUUGCUCCCUUGA